Molecule: messenger RNA, 3742 nt
Organism: Prosopis cineraria
Lineage: Eukaryota; Viridiplantae; Streptophyta; Magnoliopsida; Fabales; Fabaceae
Product: protein RBL
Cellular component (GO): Set1C/COMPASS complex
Molecular function (GO): protein binding
Source: RefSeq, a predicted model, not a curated record
UGUUUUAAGUUCAUUAUCCGUUAUCCUCUCUCCACUCUCUGGUAGCGCAAAUCAUCGGUGAGGUCUUCCCUUCGAAUCCUCGUUUCUUGACUCCAACAGCGCCAAUUUGAAAUCUCUAAACCCCAGACUCGAGCUUCAUUUUUCGUCCGAGGCUCCGAGCUGCAAUCGAACGCAAUCCCUCUUCAAUUUUUGUCCAACCUUCAUUCUUCAUGGCGCGCUUCAUCCCCUUGACCUUCGCCCUGCAAUUUGAACACAAUCCCUAACGCUGCAAUCGAACUCAUCUGUGAGCUUCAAACUCGCGCUUAAUUCUUCGUCCGAGCUGCAAUCUUGUAUAUGGGUUUGUUCUAGUUUGCCCGAAAGAAGAAAAAGUGAGAGUAGAGUUUACUCUCCCCCUCCCUCCCUUGCUCACCUCCAUACUCGAACGUGGUGUUGGGUCAUGUCAGUUCGAAUUUGAAAGAUUCAAUUGGUCUCUAUCCGUGCAAUAUUCUUGCUUCUAGCCGAGUCUCUCGCAUCUUGAGCAUCUUUUUGCAAUCAUGGACGCCCCCAUUAUCGAUCCAUUGCAGGGAGAUUUCCCAGAAGUGAUUGAAGAAUAUCUGGAGCAUGGGUGUAUGAAAUGUAUUGCGUUCAAUCGUCGUGGUACCCUUCUUGCCGCUGGGUGCAAUGAUGGAAGUUGCAUUAUUUGGGAUUUUGAAACCAGGGGAAUUGCUAAGGAGCCGGAUUAUGAAUGUUCUUCUCCCAUUACUAGUAUAUGUUGGUCCAAGUAUGGUCAUCGAAUUCUUGUGUCUGCUGCUGAUAAGUCAUUAACAUUGUGGGACGUUAAGAGCGGUGAGAAGAUUAAGCGAAUAGUUUUACAACAAACCCCUCUACAAGCCCGUCUUCAUCCUGGCUCCUCUAAUCCAUCUCUUUGCUUGGCAUGUCCUGUCUCAUGUUCUCCCAUGAUUGUUGAUUUGAAUACGGGAAACACAACUUUACUUAAAGUUUCUGUCCCAGACAUAGGCAAUGGGUCAACUGCUCCAUCACGCAACAAGAGCUCUGAUGGAUCUACCCCCUACAGCCCAACUGCUGCAUGUUUCAAUAAGUAUGGGAGUUUAGUUUAUGUGGGGAAUUCAAAGGGGGAGAUUCUUAUAAUUGACUAUAAAGGUAAUGAAGUGCGUGCCAUGGUUCCUAUCUCUGGUGGUUCUGUGGUCAAGAGCAUAGUGUUCAGCAGAAAUGGGCAGUAUCUACUCACAAAUUCAAAUGAUCGAAUAAUCAGGGUUUAUGAAAACCUUCUGCCCCUGAAAGAAGAAAUUGGAGCCCUUUAUGACCUAAAUGAGAACCUCAAUGAUCUUAGUGAUGUUGAAAAGUUGAAGACUGUUGGAUCUAAAUGUUUAAAUUUAUUCUGUGAGUUUCAAGAUUCCAUCACAAAGGUGCACUGGAAAGCCCCCUGCUUUAGUGGUGAUGGUGAAUGGGUUGUUGGUGGUUCUGCUAGCAAAGGAGAGCACAAGAUUUACAUAUGGGAUAGAGCUGGCCAUCUUGUGAAGAUCCUUGAAGGACCUAAAGAAGCCCUUAUUGAUUUAGCUUGGCAUCCCGUUCGACCUAUUAUUGUAUCUGUUUCUCUGGCUGGCUUGGUUUAUAUAUGGGCUAAAGAUUAUACUGAGAAUUGGAGUGCAUUUGCUCCUGAUUUCAAGGAGCUUGAGGAAAAUGAGGAGUAUGUGGAACGAGAAGAUGAGUUUGAUUUGAUUCCUGAGACUGAGAAGGUGAAAACAUCUGAUGUUAAUGAGGAUGAGGAAGUUGACAUUGUGACAGUGGAAAAAGACGAAGCUUUCAGUGAUUCUGAUAUGUCUCAGGAAGAGCUCUGCUUCUUGCCAGCAACUCCUAGUCGUGAUGAGCAGCAGGACAAGUGCUUGGAAAGUUUUUCGAAGCUGGUGGACAGUAAUAAUUCUGGAUCCCCUCUUUCAGAAGAGCCUGGACCAAAUGGACAUAUGAACCAUGCAUCAAGUCCACUUGAGGACGAUGCAGGAGGAACACAUGUGAAAAGAAAGCGAAAACCAUCAGAGAAGGGGCUGGAAUUGCAGGCAGAAAAAGUCAAGAAACCCUCAAAAUCCAGUAAAUCUUCAAAGACUAAAAGUAAAUCUUUUGUUGAUCAGGAUGAUGGUGACAGUUUCUUUGGUGAUGAACUUUCUGAUGAAUGACAGCAUAAUUUUUUUUUCCUCUUUUUUGUAAUAUCAUCAGAUGUUUCGUGAUAAUUUCUUUUUAUUGUUAACUUCUUUUAUCCGCUUCUAAUAUUUCUAGCAUCUGGGUAGCUUUGUUUGUCUAUCCCCUCCCUACUGUUCCCCUUAGUUCAGGCGGGUCUAGUAAAAGGUGGUAUGUCCAUUCCUUCAUACAGUCACUGGCUAUAAGAUGAAAUUAUCACCAGAUAAGUUUGUGCCCCAUCAAAUUACAAGUUGGACACAUGAAAUAGCAGGUAUGCAAUUUCUGUCACUUCAGUUGAAUGAAUUAUGGCCUAAUUGAUUGAUUUGGGAAGCACUGAAACAUUUGACAAUAAUGCAGGAUGAAUGUGACGUAGAUAAAUCUUUGAUGAGGUUGAAACUCAGAUCAAAUUUUAUGGACGAAAACAGUGCUUUAGUAGUUUCUUGCGCAGUAAUUGUUUUUGAGGACUUCCAUAUGAUCAAAUAUUUCAAUUAUUGGUUACAUCAAUUUAUACCAUGUUCAAGGCUAAACGGACCUGCAGGUCAACUUAAGUUUGAAGUCACUAGAAGUUGGCCUGCUUAUUUUACAGCAUGUUUAGAUGUGAUUAUUGGGUAGAACUUUUGUACAGAAUCAUGUCAGAGGAAGUAGAUAUUCUUUUGUCUAUUGGCUUCAUGUGGAACGAAGCUUGAAGGAAGCAUAAAUGCCUACAGCCACCAUCAGAAUUGCUGCACCUGCAUAUAACAGCUUCUGUUUAUCUUCUUCAUUGAACCCAUCCGCCAGUCUUGUUAUGGCUUGAGAAGCAGAGUUAGCUAUAUUCUUGAAGCCUUUUCCUAUUGGCGAUUCACUUUCUUUUGUUCCAUAGUUCCUUUUAUUGACUUUAUGGGUUUUGACAUCCGUUUCUUUCUCCCUCUUCUCAGGGGUUUUCAAGCCAGAACUUUUGGAAGCAACCAUGGCAGAUUCUUUUCCUUUUUCCUUGCUUGCUUCUUUGGCCAAAGUCUGAACCUUCUGAGGUGCUUUCCCUGCGUCUGAAGUCUUCUUAUUGUCUUCUUUUUGGAUCCUUUCCUUCUCAGCUCUCUGGUUUUCCUCAUUCUUCUCAUCGUCUAACGUACCUUUUGGCGGAAUUUCUUCUGUAUACUUUUGAGGCAUUCUAGAUUCGCCUUUGGCUUUUUGUGGGGUUUCUUCAGUCUUCUUUAUCUCAUCCCUAUGCUUUUUGUCUCGUUCAUCAUCUAAUGUACCUUUUGCUGGAAUUUCUUCUGCAUACUUUUGAGGCAUUUUAGAUUCUCCAGUAGCUUCUGGUGGGGUUGGUCUUUCAUCUUUUUUCUGAUCAGAUUCUCUCCUGCUCUCCAAUUCAGAUUUGGGUUGUUCUUGAGAGACAUCUUUAUCACUUUCAACCCCAGAAGUAGAUGUUGGAGGAGUGACCUGUUUGGCUGGUUCUUGAACUGGUUUUGGUUCUUCAAUAAUGACACUUGAACUUGGCUUCUUUGGCAUUGUAAUAGUAAUAACUGCUCCCUCAAAUUUUCCUUUGAGGUUAUCACUGUCACAAGUUUCUGGAAUCACAUACUCUUCCUUGAAA